AUGGAACCCAAACAAGAUACUUUUAAUGAAUCAGUUUCAUCUAUAUUAGAAAGGAAAGUUCGAGGUUGGCUCACUGGAGUCAUUGUAGAUAUGAGGCGCAGCAGUCCUGUGCAACAAUGGCUCGACUCAUUUCCCACGGACACAGACGUUGAAGAAAAAUCAAAUGAACAAGAAAGUGUUGAUACACAGUCCGAUGAAAAUAAAGCUGAAGAAUCUGUGACAGAAAACACAGUGAUUGAAGCUAAUAACACAGAGUUUAAUGAAGACAAGAGUUUAGAUGCUCCAACACAAAAAGAAAUGUGGAAGAGAAAAUCUUUAGACUCUGAAAUAUUCACAAGUACACCACAUAGUAGAAAUGUUAAGAAUAAAUUGCAAAGAGAUCACUCCAUUCAGUCGGAAGGUUGUUCACCUAGGUUUAAAAAUCCAUUGCUCAGGGACCAGUCCCUCCAGUCAGAUGCAAGUGGAUCAAGCAGUAGCUCAGUCCUAAAUGUUCUCGGGGCCAGGAAAGUGGAUGCUGAAUCAGUUCUGUUAGCAUUAGGUUUUGGGCCAAGUGAAAAGCAACAAAAACUACAAAGAAUACCAGAUCGGUUUUUGGUACCUUCUAAGCUGAAAGGAAUAAGCACGGAGAAAUUUAUAAAAGAUGAACAGCUUUCUAUGCGAAUGCAUGACUGCGGUAUAUUUGGAUACAGAGGUCUAACAGGGAAUCCUCAUGUUCCACCAUCGACAAUUGUAGCUAAAAUUAUGGAGUGUAUAUUGCAAGACAAUGUUUGUCGAGAGGAAGCCCUGAUGAAAACCCGACACUCCAUCGCGGAUAUGCGAAGUCCGCCAGCCGUCCACGCUCAUUUGCUUCGUGCCGCGUUGAACAGGCAGACAACAAAUUAUUAA
This is a messenger RNA of Parnassius mnemosyne (clouded apollo), 885 nucleotides long. Lineage: Eukaryota; Metazoa; Arthropoda; Insecta; Lepidoptera; Papilionidae. The record is from the annotation of a GenBank genome assembly.